AUGCAAACCGCGAAAGACGACUAUAACAAGAAUUUGAGUCAUAUCAAAAUAUCCAUUAGGACAAAAUAUACUGAUAAACCGCUCGAAAGUAAAGGUAAUACUCAACAAUACUCAUCAUUAUCAUCCCUAUUGGUAGCAGCGGCUCGUUCGGCAAAAAAACGUGCGAUCGAAGCUAUUUCUGAACAAAGUAUUCAACGUCGACGUCAGCGUUCGCAAACAGUUCAAUCCAGUUUGUCAGUUCCAUCCGAAUCAAUAAUAUCACAGUCAACAAAUCGUAAACGUAUCCAUUCAAAACAAACAUCACCAUCACAGCUUCGACGUUCUUCAUCAUCCUCUUCAUCAUCUUCUUCAUCCUCACGUUUAUUGAAACAACACAAGCAACAACGUAAGCAAAGUAAAAAAAACACAAAACAAGAAGAACGAAAAGCUAACACAAAAUCGAACCAAAAUAUAAAACGUCGCCGUUCAUCUUCGACUUCAUCAGCCUCUGAUUAUUUUCCACCACCAUCGACAACAACAAGUAAUCGACGUUCAACAAAAAAGCAAUCUUAUACUAGUCAAACUCGUUCAAAAACAAGUGCGCCUAUACUAACCAGUAAACGAACACAAGAACAACGAUCGAGUUUGUCAAGUGAUACGGAACAAACAGAAACGGGGAAUAAUUGUAUUCAUUCUCGAUCAGGGCGAGAAAUAACAACAAUUGUUAGUGAUCCACUGGUUCCAACUUAUCGAAGACGAGGAAAUCGAUUUUCAACUGCAAAAUCCCUUCUUGAUACAACAUCAACGCAUCAAACGUUAAGCCAGUCUCUGUCUGGUGGUCCACAUUCUGGUCAAGAGGCGACGGCCGCCGGUUAUUCUGCCGCAUGUGCCUCAUCAGAUAAUCAUUUUUAUUCCUCAUCUUCCACAACAUCUCCAACUGUUCGUUUAUUUCAUACAAGAGCACCAUAUUAUCAUCCAUACGCUUCAACAAAUACAACAAAUUCGUCUACAUCUGAAUCUCCAUCAACUUAUACAUACAGUGGUAGUACAACAAAAGCACCUAUUGUAGUCGUUCCUAAUACAGCAUCAUCUGUUGUAGUUGGUGCAUCAACAACACUUCAACAGCACAUGUCUGAAAGUGAAGGCGAAAGCGAUUUAAUGGAUCGACAUUCAAUUGAUCCAACAUUAGCUCGUGUUGUCAGUGGUUCCCGUGGUGCCGAUUUAUUAGGCUCAUUAAAUCAGCGUUUAAAUCAAAUGAUAACAAGGGUUAAUGGAAGUUCAUCGAUGGGUAGAUUACCACAAUAUAUUCAACAUCUGCAAUCAAAUGACAAUGAUUUAAAAUUGGCGACAUUAAAUGAUUUAUGUCAGCUGCUGGUUAUGAGUAAUGAAGAAACACUACCGCAAUUUCCAUAUAAACAAUUAGUACCUUUACUAAUCCAUUGUUUAAGCGAUGAAAGUGAAUUUAAUAUGGAGAUAGCUCAUCAUGCUUGCCGAGCAUUGUGUUAUUUGAUGGAAGCAUUACCUAGAGCAACAGUAUGCGUCGUUGAUGGUACAUCGGUUUUUUUAAAUAAAAUAAGAAGUAUUAGUUGCAUUGACAUUGCAGAACAAAGCCUAAUUGCAUUAGAAAUGAUAUCAAGAAGAAAUGGAAAACAUAUUCUUAUUAAUAAUGGUAUUGGUGCUUGUUUACAACAUAUUGAAUUUUUUUCAAUGACAUCUCAAAAUAAAGCAUUGAUUAUAGUUGCCAAUUGUUGUUAUCAUAUUAUUACUCGUCAAGAUUUUAAUUAUAUUAAAGAACAUUUGGAAAAUUUAUCAAAUCGUUUACGCAGUGAAGAUAAAAAAUCAAUUGAACAUGUUUGUAAUAUUUUCUCACGUUUAGUAGAAAAUUUUCAUAAAGAUCAAACAAUAUUACGUGAAAUUGCAUCAACACAAUUAUUGAAGAUGAUGCAAACAAUGUUAGUUUUACAACCACCUGUUCUAACUGGCUCAACAUUCGUCAGUAUUGUACAUACUCUAUAUUUAUUUUGUGCAUUUUGUCCACUAUUAGCUGUUACUCUAUUGAAAAUGAACAUUGCUGAAACAUUGAUAUGUUUAUUAACGGGUACGGUUGAAACGACAACACUAAAAAAACCAUUUACCUAUAAAUCAUCAUUACCAUCUUCUCCAACUGAUAGACCACUUUCACCACCUACAACAGCCAUGUCAUCGCUCCAACAACCAGUCGGCGUUGAAUUAAUUUCGCGUACACCUCAAGAGUUAUAUGAAAUCGUCUCGUUAAUUGGUGAAAUGAUGCCCAAAUUGCCCGAUGAUGAACCAUUAUUUCAAGUUGACCAACUGUUGAAACGUGGUCUAUUGCGCAGUGAUCCAUUAACAACGUUGAAUGCACAUGAUCAUGUUUUAUGGCAGUGGCAAGAUGAUCGUGGUCAGUUACAUCCGUAUUCAUUACAAGAUUCCAGAAUAAUCGAACAAUCAUGGCAACAAGAAGAAGAAGAAGUUUCAUUAUCCACAAUGGGUCGAUCGUAUACAAUUGAUUUUACUGUUAUGCAACAAAUUAAUGAAGAAACAGGAACACAACGUUUUAUACAGAGAAAAGUGAAUUCCACUACAGCUCCGGUUGACUCGCCACGAACAGCUGAUCUCCAUACUGCUGAACAGACGCAGCAACGAAAUUUAUCAUCAGUAGACGAAACAGUGUCAGCCACAAACCGAUCAGUGACAACAACAACAACUACUACUACAACAGUUGAUUCUUCAUUAACUGAUGCUCGAACGGAAAUGAUGAAAGAUAAUAUUGAUUUGUACAGUCAGUUUAUCCAAUGUCUAUUUACCAUAUUAUAUGAAGUGUACAGUUCGUCAGCUGGUCCAGCGGUUAAACAUCGUUGUUUACAAGCAUUAUUAAGAAUGAUUUAUUUUUCACCUAGCGAUCUUUUGGAAGUUAUACUUAAGCAGCAAUCAAUCUCGUCACAUAUAGCAUCAAUGUUAGCAUCCACUGAUUUAAAAAUUGUUAUUAGUGCAUUGCAAAUGGCUGAAAUUCUCAUGAAAAAAUUGCCAAAUAUAUUUUCCAUUUAUUUUCAUCGUGAAGGUGUUGUUCAUCAGAUAGAAAUAUUAAUUGAUUUUGGUGUUGUUCCUACAUCGCCGAAUCAACUAUCGUCGACUACAGUGAAUAAUAAUGAUGUAAAUUCAACGGUAUCAAUACCACAAAUUGAAACAACAUUUUUAUCAGCAUUCAAUAAUCCAAUACCAAUCAUACAAAGUUCAAAUGCGGCGUCUAUCGCUGCUGUACAAUCAGUAAACGAAACAUCUUCAGACCACCAACAGCAGUUACAAUCGACUUCCGCUUACACUCAACAACAAAAUCGUACAAUGACGACAUCACCAUAUCAGUCACAACAUGGACGUCAUCAAACAUCGUCUUAUCGUGGUUUCAGUCGCCGUGCAUAUAAUCAACAACAACAAACAAAUUCAGCUGCUGCCGAAUUAACAGUAAAUUCUUCCAAUACAACAUCAUCUGAAACACAACCAUCGACAUCUCACAGACCAAAUACUCGUAAUCGUGGACGUGGUCACUCACAACAACAUGGCAUCGGCAGUAGAACCAUGAAUUAUAAAACACCGUCUCGUUCAACAUUUGAAGACGCAACAACUUGUGAUAGUCGAAUACAAAAGCCGUCAUCAUCACGUCACACUACCGCUUCUUCGUCAACGGGUACAUUAGACUUGGGUAGUAAUCGAUCUUACGGACGCAGUUAUCCACGUCCAAGCUUACGCACGCCAACUACACUAAAUACAUCAACAGCACCUAGUUUAGCCAAUUACGCUGUACCUCCAAAUAUUCAAACUAUAUCAAAUAGCACAGAUCCACAGAUGCCACUUACAUAUUAUUCUCCACCACCGCCUCGUUCAAUUGUUCCCACUGUGACAUCAUUCCACGCGUCAACAUCGUCUCAGUUGCCCGUAUCUAGCAGUACUUUGUAUGUUCCUCCUACAUUAUCAUCUCAAUAUCUCCAACAACAAUUUGGUUAUGCUACCACUGUUUCAAUGUCCGGUAUCCAUCAGCAUCCAAAUUAUCAUCAUCCACCACCGAGUUCAGCUUUGUCAAAUAAUGAAAAGGCAAAAUUGAAAGAAUGGAUUCAACAACAAGCAAAAACAUUUCGUCAGACUUAUUUUUCGUUUCAUCAAACAAAUGAUUCAGCAUUAACUGUGAUUACACGUUUAGGACAAGCUGUCGAUCAAUUAAAUGUUACACCAUCAAUGACUUUAAGUGAUGAAAAUAUGUUAGCAUUGAAAGAAAUCUCAUCUAUAAUAGCCAAUGGUGAUGUAUCCCCAUUUGAAAUGGUUCAUAGUGGAUUAAUCAUAAAAUUAUUUCAUUUUCUAUUUGAUAAUACAUCACAAACAUACGACCGUCAACAACGUUUAAAACAAUUUUUAAAUAUACUCUAUGAUUUACCAUUAAAUAAUUCGUGUGAUGACAGUUCAGAAUCAUUUUUAAAAACAUUCAUUAUCGAUUUAUAUCAUACACAAUCUAGUGUAAAUAGUACUAUUAGUCAACGUAAACAUUCAAUAAGAGGAGAACAACGAAGUAGUGGUGAACACAGUAUUUUCUAUCACUUAGUUAAUAAAUUACACGGAUGUAUUAAUCAAUUAGAACAAUUUCCAAUUAAAGUACAUGAUAUUCCUGGUACAAGUACGAUACGAAAUCCAGCAUUAAAAUUUUUAACUAGUCAUCAAUUAAAAUGUAAUCUUGUUCGACAUCCAGAUUGUAAAACAUUAAAACAAUGGAAUAGUGGACCAGUGAAAACUGAUCCUCUUGCAUUAGUAUCAGCUAUUGAAAAAUAUUUAUUAUUACGAGGAAUAGCAAAUGGAAAUACAAAUAAUACGAGUGGAAAUGUGGAUGAUGACGAAAGUGAAGUAUCAAACGAAUCCGAUGCUGAAGAUGUCAUCAAUGUGUUAACUCGUUCAACAUCAUUACGUUUAGAAUUUUUGAUUAAUGACCGUAUAAUACCACAUAAUAUGACAAUUUAUCAAGCAAUCAAAUUAUACAGUAUGACGCCAGAUUCUGAAACAGAAACAGAUAGUGAAUCCGUGCUAGCGAGUAAUAUUUGGUCAAAGGUUCAUACAAUUUCUUAUCGUCAAGCGACUUCCUCUUCACGUUCAACAACUACCGUAUCGAACACAAUACCGAUAACAACAGCCACUUCUAUUUCUCCAGCAUCGGCGAUUUCCACCGCAACCGGUUCAGCUGCAACCGCCUUAACAACGUCUUCGUCAAAACGUGGUGGACAAGCAAAAGGAGGUUCAUCCAAAAAGACCUCAUCAAAAGCAUCAACUACAAGUGGAGCACAGACAUCAAUCAGUUUAUCUAAACGUAGUCCUGUUGAUGAAUUAUGGUUAAAUGGUCUAUGUCCAGAAUCAAAAUCGUUGUUAAUCUCAGCUGUAAACGAGUCAGUGCCAAGUACGUUAACAGUGAAUGAUUUAUCACUAGAUGCCAUAUUUUUAUUACGUAUUCUAAACGGUUUAAAUCUAUAUUGGUAUGACUUGUAUUAUGAUACAGACACAAUGUUGAUUAUGAACAACAAUAAUAAUAUAAAUGCCUCGUCUUAUGUAACACUUAUUCAAAGAUCAGAAUUUUUAUCAGUAAAAUUAACAUCAAAAGUUAAUAGACAAUUACAAGAUCCACUAGUGAUUAUGACCGGAAAUGUUCCCGCAUGGGUAACAGAAAUUGGUUAUACUUGUCCGUUUCUGUUUCCAUUUGAAACACGUCAGAUGUUAUUCUAUGCCACAGCAUUUGAUCGUGAUCGAGCGAUGCAACGAUUAUUAGAUAGUUCUGAUAUGAUAAAUCAACAAAAUAAUGAUCAAAGUGAACGAUCAGCCGUAGCACCAAGAAUUGAGAGAAAAAAAGUUCAAUUGUCGAGAGCAAAUAUUCUAGCUGAAACAGAAAAACUUCUUGAAAGUUGGAACAAUAAAGCUUAUCUUGAAGUUCAAUAUGAAGAUGAAGUCGGUUUUGGUCUUGGACCAACGCUAGAGUGUUAUUCAAUGGUUUCAAGAGAAUUGCAAAAAAAUGGUUUAGAAUUAUGGCGUUCAGAUAAAGCAUUUCAGUCAACACGUGAUACAUUUACAUCAUCGUCACCGGGUCAUGUCGAUACAACAAACGGUUUGUAUCCAGCACCAGUUGGUAGAAAUGCUAAAUCAACUUCAAUAACAAAAGUUCGACAAAAAUUUAAAUUUUUGGGUAAAUUUAUGGCCAAAGCGUUAAUGGAUUCAAGAAUGAUUGAUAUGCCAUUCAGUAUUGUAUUUUACAAAUGGAUGCUGGGCCAAGAAGAUAGUUUAAAUAUUGAAGAUUUAAUUCAUGUUGAUACUAAUUUACAUCAACAAUUUAAAAAAUUACAAAAUAUUGUUCAUCAGCGUGAUAAACAACAACAAAUGUCAAGAGGAAAGAAACGAUUAAAAUCCAAUGAUCUUUUACAUAAUAACAACAAUAUAUCAUCCAAUUUUACUGAUACCAUCGCAGACAGUAGUAAUGACAGUUUGAAAUUAGAUGGUUGUUCAAUUGAUGAUUUAAAUCUAUGUUUUACACUACCCGGUUUUAAUCUUAUUGAAUUGAAAAAAGGUGGUAAAGAUUGUACUGUAAAUAUUAGUAAUUUAGAUCAAUACAUUAAUCUUGUUGUCUAUUGGACAUUAGUCGAAGGUGUUCGUCGACAAUUUGAAUCGUUUCGUGAUGGUUUUAAUUCUAUAUUUCCUAUUUAUCAUUUAAAAUGUUUUUAUCCAGAUGAACUUCAUCAAGUAUUUUGUGGUAGUGGUGCUACUGAUCUAUGGGAUCUAAAGGUAUUACUUGAAUCAACACGUUGUGAUCAUGGUUAUAAUUUGAAUAGUCGUGCUGUCAAAUGGCUGUUUGAAAUAAUGAUUGAUUUUGACAUUGACGAACGUCGUGCAUUUUUACAAUUUGUCACCGGUAGUCCACGAUUACCUGUGGGUGGUUUUCGUACACUACAUCCUCCAUUAACUGUUGUUCGUAAAACAGUUGAAAAUGAUAAUCCAGAUAAUUACCUGCCGAGUGUCAUGACAUGUGUUAAUUAUUUAAAAUUACCCGAUUAUACAUCGAAAGAUAUCAUGAAAACAAAAUUAUUAACAGCCAUACGCGAUGGACAAUUUGCAUUUUUGUUAUCGUAA
This is a messenger RNA of Didymodactylos carnosus, 7143 nucleotides long. The record is from the annotation of a GenBank genome assembly. Lineage: Eukaryota; Metazoa; Rotifera; Eurotatoria; Philodinida; Philodinidae.